Messenger RNA from Silurus meridionalis, 2699 nucleotides. It is a transcript of the gene drd1b, whose product is annotated as dopamine receptor D1b. The record is from RefSeq and is a predicted model, not a curated record. Gene Ontology annotation, molecular function: G protein-coupled receptor activity; dopamine neurotransmitter receptor activity, coupled via Gs. NCBI's taxonomy places the organism in Eukaryota, Metazoa, Chordata, Actinopteri, Siluriformes, Siluridae. Gene Ontology annotation, cellular component: plasma membrane. The transcript has a single exon. Bases 1270 to 2607 code for a protein of 445 amino acids. Gene Ontology annotation, biological process: adenylate cyclase-activating adrenergic receptor signaling pathway; G protein-coupled dopamine receptor signaling pathway; vasodilation.
AUUCAUAAAACUAUAGUAAUUAUUAAUAGAGCUCCAGCAGGUGGCCUCAUCCAACAGUUCCAUUUAGAUCUGGAGCUGUGUCAGAUCUUCUCCUCAUCGCAGCACAAUAGCUCACAACUGCACCUGAUGCAAAUUAGCUUCCAGAAUAAUCAGCGGAAAAAGGACCUCUUUUUCACCUAAGAACGUCUGUGGACGUAAAAACCUUUAAAAUGACAAGAGGAAGAAAAAACCUUCAGCGCAGUGGCGCGCGCAGGAAAACACAAGGUUCUGUUCGGUUCGGUUCCGACAGAUCGACCAAACCUGACCAGACCCUAAAGGAACAGAAGGAGAAGACUGGGUGAGUGCUGCAUUUCUAUACUGAGACAAUUAAUGAAGGAACCGGAAAAAAAAUCAUUCGGGUGACCGGAACCGGAGCAGCAGUAAAUUCAGACACUGGAUUUCCAGAUGCUGAGAAGAUCAGCUCUUAGUCACGGUGAAGGCAGAAGAUAACAAUCUUUUUAAACUAUACUAUUAUUUUCUCAAAAUACAACUAAAUUGCCGUUCGGAGAUUUUCCAGUUCGGUUCGGUUCCGUUACGCGCACGCGCUUCCAAACCGAAGAUUUCGGAGCGCAUGACUGAGAAUUCCGUCCACUGCCGUAACAGACAUUCUGUCUGGGGACAAUGUCAAUCAGGACAAUUCUGUUCGAAUGGAACAGAACCCGGUAAUGUGGAGUAAAGUGUCGGGACGGGAAGAUUUUAUAAACGCAGAUUGGAAAGACAUGAAAGAGGGACAGAAGACACAUGACAGAGGGACAGAAGACACAUGAACGACAUUAUUUCUUGUUUCUUUCUCAGCCUCAGAAAAGAAUAAGAGCAGGUCGCUUCAUGGAGAAAUCAGAACAACAGAGAGCAAAUUCAGAUCAAUAGAACACAUCGAUGAGCUCGAAUGGAAGGCUGAUGAUUGUGCUUAGACACAUUCACUUAAACAUGCUGGAGGGAAAAUGUUGUGCAACUGGGAGGAAACCAGCAGCCUGUUAGAGUAACUGAAUCAGUUUGUUGUAACAGGUUGAAUUUCUCUGGAUAUUUAUUAAAUGUCAAAUGGCUUUUGAACAUGGAACACCAUUUCGUGGCUUCUGUAAAGGUAAAUAAUUAGAAUAUAUUUGCAACAGUGAUCUUGAUGUGGAUGAUCAGAGCUUUGAGUCACAGGUUUAUUUCGCUCUUGUGAUUCUUCCCUGUUCCUUUGAACGUGGAAUUAUGGGGUGACUGCUGCUGUUACUCAGUGAAAAAGUCAUGGAUGUAAAUUUUUCCUCGGUUCUUGACAGCGAUUUAGUGCGACGUGAUUCAUCAAAGCGUGUUCUGACUGGCUGCUUUCUUUCUCUCCUCAUCCUCACCACUCUGCUAGGAAACACUCUGGUCUGUGCUGCUGUUACAAAGUUUCGUCAUCUGCGUUCCAAAGUCACUAACUUCUUUGUUAUAUCACUGGCUAUUUCAGACCUACUGGUGGCCAUUUUGGUGAUGCCAUGGAAGGCAGCUACAGAAAUUGUUGGAUUUUGGCCUUUUGGUGCUUUCUGCAAUAUCUGGGUGGCAUUUGACAUCAUGUGCUCCACUGCUUCAAUCCUGAACCUAUGUGUCAUAAGUGUGGACCGAUAUUGGGCCAUUUCCAGCCCGUUUCGCUAUGAGCGCAAAAUGACACCCAAGGUGGCAUUCAUCAUGAUUAGUGUGGCGUGGACUUUGUCUGUUCUUAUCUCCUUCAUCCCUGUGCAGCUGAAUUGGCACAAAACACAAAGUGCAGGUUACAGUGAACUGAACAGCACCUAUGCUGAACUUUCACAAGACAACUGUGACUCUAGUCUGAAUCGAACAUAUGCCAUUUCCUCCUCACUCAUCAGUUUCUACAUUCCGGUAGCCAUCAUGAUUGUCACCUACACCCGCAUUUACCGCAUUGCCCAGAAGCAAAUUCGCAGGAUAUCCGCCCUGGAGCGAGCAGCAGAAAAUGCCAAAAACCGCUACAGCAGCAUGGGCAACAGCAGCAGCAUAGACUCUGAAAGCUCCUUUAAGAUUUCCUUUAAACGUGAAACAAAAGUCCUCAAGACACUUUCGGUCAUCAUGGGGGUGUUUGUUUUCUGCUGGCUUCCCUUCUUUAUCCUCAACUGCAUGGUGCCUUUCUGCGAGCCCAAUGAAAGCGUGGACUUCCCAUGCAUAAACACAACUACCUUUGAUGUCUUCGUCUGGUUUGGCUGGGCUAACUCCUCACUCAACCCCAUCAUCUACGCCUUCAAUGCUGACUUCCGCAAAGCAUUUUCCUCCCUUCUGGGCUGCCAAAAUGUCUGCCCUGGAAGCAACUCUAUUGAGAUUGUAAACAUCAACAACGGAGCAUCCAAGCAGGUCUUACACCAUCAACCCAAAGGCCUAAUCUCCAAAGGUGGUAGGAACAGCAGCCAUGUGAUCCCACAUAGCAUACUAUGCCAGGAUGAGGAGGUUCAAAAGAAAGAAGAGAAUUUUGGGGUUAAGUCCCUGGUGCAUCUCUCCCCUUAUAUGUCUGACAACCUGGACAGUGAUGCUGCUAUUUCUCUGGAAAAGAUUAACGCCAUCACACAAAAUGGGCAGCACAAAUGUAUACCUUGCUGAACUUAAUGUUAUUAAGAGCUAGCAGCACAGAGAUCACCUCUUAAAAAGAUCACUUGGUUCAGAAUAAAAAUUUUCCUUUUGGAAGCACUUUA